AUGUCAGUGAAUCAUCCCCGGACAAAAAAAACAGAUGUUAAAAAAGUAUCAAUGAAUACUAUGAGACAAUUAUUUGGUUUUGAUUUUACUGAUUUUCAAUCAUGGAAUUCUUUUUUAAAAUUAAUGAAUCGUCCAGAAGAUCCAAGUUCUCUAGCUGUAUUAAGAAUUUUGUUCGGCAUUCUUAUGGUGCUUGAUAUUCCUCAAGAGCGUGGAAUGUCUCAUGCUGAUAUUUAUUAUCCAAAUGAGGAUAUUGAAUGUCAAUUUCCAUUAUUCAAUUUUUUGAAACCAUUAAGAUCCGAAUAUAUGGUACUUAUUUAUUUAACAAUGUUUAUAGGAGCUGUUGGCAUUACUCUUGGUCUAUUCUAUCGUUUAUCAACAAUAUUAUUUACAAUUUCAUAUUGGUACAUAUUUUUAUUGGAUAAAACAUCAUGGAAUAAUCAUUCCUAUUUAUACGGUUUGAUUGGUUUUCAAUUAAUAUUAUUCGAUGCUCAUAGAUUUUGGUCAUUAGACGGAUUAUUUAAAAAAAAAAUACGUGAUUCACACGUACCGUUAUGGAAUUAUACACUUAUUCGUUUUCAGAUUUUUGUUGUGUAUUUUAUUGCUGGAUUAAAAAAAACCGAUUUAGAUUGGGUAACCGGUUAUUCGAUGGAUACAUUAGGAAAACAUUGGAUUUUUUUACCAUUUCGAUCAUUUAUGACUAUUGAACAAAUAACCUUAAUACUUGUUCAUAUUUGUGGUCUAAUACUUGAUUUAUUUAUUGGUUUUAUUUUAUUUUUUGAUCGAUCACGUCCAAUAGGAAUAUUGUUUUGUUCUUCAUUUCAUUUAAUGAAUUCACAAUUAUUUAGUAUCGGUAUGUUUCCGUAUACAAUGCUCGCUACAAUACCAAUAUUUUUUCAUAAUGAUUGGCCAAGAAAAUUUAUAAGAAAUAAAUUUCCAAAAUUUAUUUCUUUAUUAUUUGUUAAAAAUGAUACGCCUCAAUAUAGUGAAGCAUGUUUAUAUUCAAAAGAUGAUAUCAAAGUAGAAGAUCAAACAAAUACACGAUUAAAACCAUCAAUUAUUACCCGUUCUAUGAAAUAUGCACAUACAAAAGCAACGUUUCGUCAUAAAUUUUUUACAAUAAUUUCAAUAUUAUAUUUAAUGGAACAAUCAUUUUUACCCUAUUCACAUUUUAUAACAAAAGUAAGUUUACAAAACAAAAAUGAUAAACAAAAACUUCACUAUUUAAAUCCAAAUAAAUGGUCAACAGCAAAACGUUGGAGUUCACAUGCCGAUAUGAUUGUACAAUAUGCUCAAUGUAUUGGAAAAAAAUUAAAUGAACAUGGUUAUGAUAAUGUUGAACUUAAAUUUGACAUAUGGCGAUCAAUGAAUGGUAGAUUUAAUCAACGACAAAUUGAUCCACGUAUUGAUCUAUUGAAUGAAGCAAAAUGGAGUGCAUUUAGUGAUACGUCUUGGUUAAAACCAUUAUUAACAAAUUUAUCUGAUUGGCGAACACGUAUGCAACAAAUUGAACAUGAUUUAUCAAAUAAAAGUCAAAAUGUACUAGUGACAUUUGUUGCUGAUUUUCCAGAUUUACAUUUGGAAAAUUUUAUUCCAUAUGAUUUAAAUACGACAAUUGAAGUUUUAGAAGGAAAAGUAAUAGUGGAAUAUUUAAAAGAGAAGAAAAAUGUUACAUUAAAUGUUGGUGAAAAAGCAAGUGUACCUAAUGGUGAUUAUCAUAACGUUUAUACAAUUUCUCCAAAUCCAUCAUGUUACAUGUACGUUUAUAUUAAUCAAUCGGAUGUAGAAAUGUUUACACUAUGGGAUAAAUAUCAUAAUAUAAGUGACAAAUUACUCAACGACACAAUUGACAAAAAUAGACUACAUUAUCCCGAAAUGGAAGAGGUCGAUCUGGUUCGAUUAACAUAUGAAAAUAUGUCGAAACAAAUUCAUAAUAAAUCAUUUGAUGAAUUAUUGAAUUUAUCCAAAGAUCAAUUAUUAAUAAAUAACAAAACAAAUUGGGCAACUAUAAGUUCAACCUUUGAGAAAAAUAUGAACAAAUCGAUUAGUAAACGUUUACAAUACAAAUUAAACUGGAAAGAAAAAACACAUAAACGUUUUAAAAUAUUCGUCAAUAAAAAAUCAACACAAUUUAAGCGAUGUUACCAUAUGGUUUUAUUCGCAUUAAGAAGUGUUUUUCUACAAGAGAAUUUUUUUCAAUUGGUACAAGAUAAAUUUUAUAAUGAUGGAGAUUCAAUGGAUCAUCAUGAAAUAGAAAUGGCAACAUUGAAACGGACUAAACAACGUGAUACAAAAAAGGCGAGAGGUGAUAAAUCAAAUCGUCGAGAUUCAACAAAAUCAUCAUCGAAGAAGAAGAAGAAUUGA
Messenger RNA from Didymodactylos carnosus, 2361 nucleotides. NCBI's taxonomy places the organism in Eukaryota, Metazoa, Rotifera, Eurotatoria, Philodinida, Philodinidae. The record is from the annotation of a GenBank genome assembly.